Messenger RNA from Triticum aestivum (bread wheat), 1665 nucleotides. RefSeq names its product glycerophosphodiester phosphodiesterase GDPD1, chloroplastic. Gene Ontology annotation, biological process: glycerophospholipid catabolic process. The transcript has 7 exons. Gene Ontology annotation, molecular function: phosphoric diester hydrolase activity. The coding region runs from base 161 to 1405 and encodes 414 amino acids. The record is from RefSeq and is a predicted model, not a curated record. NCBI's taxonomy places the organism in Eukaryota, Viridiplantae, Streptophyta, Magnoliopsida, Poales, Poaceae.
CCUUUCCCCGCCCGUUGCAACUCGCCAGCCAGCCAGCCAUCGAACCCCCCUCCUUCUCCUCUCCUCGCCGAACCCACCCCGGCGCUCGCUGUCCGAAAUCCCCACCAAUUCGGCACGCCGCACGUGUGCGUACGUAUAUAACACAUCGGUCGACCGAUCAAUGGCCCUGCUCAAGGCCGCGCGCGUCGCCGACGUCCCCACCCUCGACGUCGUCGUGCCGGACCACCUCACCGCCGCCGCGCGGGUCCUCGGUACGCGCCGCUGUUCCUUUCGUCCCCGCGUCUCUACUUUUCGGUUGGUCAUCAAUCGGCCGGUAAUAACGCGCGCGCGUGCGACCGCAGACGCGGAGUCGGUGGCGACGAUGAAGAGGCAGCAGCGCGGCGCGGGCCGGCGGUUCGCGGUGAUCGGGCACCGCGGCAAGGGGAUGAACGCGCUGGCGUCGCCGGACCGGCGGCUGCAGGAGGUGAAGGAGAACUCGGUCCGGUCGUUCAACGAGGCGGCGCGCUUCGCCGUCGACUACGUCGAGUUCGACGUCCAGGUCACCAAGGACGUCUGCCCAAUCAUCUUCCAUGACAACUUCAUCAUUACUGAGGAGCAUGGCAAAAUUUCAGAGAAGCGUGUCACUGAUCUUCAGUUGGAAGAUUUCCUCCAGUAUGGCCCACAAAACAAGCAAGGCAAGAAUGGGAAGCCUUUGCUGCGGAAAAUGAAGGACGGCCGGGUGUUGAAUUGGAGCGUUCAGUCAGAUGAUCCUCUUUGCACCCUUCAAGAAGCAUUCGAGAAGGUCAAUCCAAGAUUGGGCUUCAAUGUCGAGCUGAAAUUCGAUGACAAUCUUGUGUACCAAGAUGAGGAGCUCACUCACAUCCUCCAGGCCAUCCUCAAGGUGGUCUUCGAGUGUGCCAAGGAUAGGCCUAUCAUUUUCUCUAGCUUCCAGCCCGAUGCUGCGCAGCUCAUGCGAAAACUACAGAGCACAUACCCUGUGUACUUCUUGACGAACGGAGGGACAGAAGUCUACGCCGACGUGAGGAGGAACUCGUUGGAGGAGGCGGUCAAGCUGUGCCUCGCCACUGGCAUGCAAGGGAUCGUGUCCGAGGCCCGCGCGGUCUUCAGGUUCCCGACUGCCAUACCGAAGAUCAAGGAGGCUGACCUCUCCCUACUAACUUACGGGACACUCAAUAACGUGCCGGAGGCGGUGUACAUGCAGCACCUGAUGGGGGUGAACGGGGUCAUCGUCGACCUCGUGCCGGAGAUCACGGGGGCCGUCUCGGACCUCAUCGCUGUCCCGGAGAUCGACACGGAGAUCAAUGAUCUGAGCAGCCAAGCUGUGAAAGAUGCCGCGUCGACGCCAAAUUUCACGCAGCGGGAGAUUUCAUUCCUACUGAGGCUGAUGCCGGAGCUUGUGCAAUAACACAGACUGCACCCCAUUGAUGGCUUUGGAUGUAACUGACUGAUUGGCAUACAGGAAGAGGAGCCCCUUGUGGAGGGCAGUACAAGUAUACGUACUGGGUUGGUGUGAUCUCCUUCGGUGAGCCCUGGUCCUAGGAGAAUUGGGGAUUGUUUUAUACAUGUUGUAGCGAGGGGGCAUUGAUUUAUACAUGUUGUAGCGAGGGUGGUGAUUUUUCUGGAUAUACAGUGAAUGUCAUCGUCACAAUGGCGGUGUUAUUACUA